CAUUUCGCUCACGGCCCUCUACAGGGCUGCGGCCUCCCGCAAAAAGAACGCCGACCUCCAGGGCGGUACGGCAUGUCACUGCUCCUGCUUGCACACCAUUCCUGGGAAGCUCCGGGUGACUCUCCUGUGUUCCCCGGGCACAAACUGCACCCCUUCUCUGGCUGACGGACGCGCAGCUGUUUCGCCGCAGGUCCGUCGCUCUCUCCAUCCGAAUCCCCUGGCUCCUCCUGGGCCACGGCGCGGCUGCCCGAGGUCGCUCCCACGGCCGGGAACCAGCCGCUCCGCUCCAUCCCGGCCCGUCGCUUCCUCGCCGUCGCACAACGCCCCGCGCCUUUCCGCUCCAGCUCCGCCUUUCCCUUCCGCGCUCCCAUGGCCGGGCCGCCGGCGCCCCCGGUCACGCAGCAGGUCGGGCGGGCGCGGGGCUGCGGGCGGCGGCCGGAGCAGGAGCAGCUGCGGGAGGCCGCCCGCUGCCUGGUGCUGGACGCGGAGGGCAGGAGCGUCCCCUUCCAGGCCCUGUACGCGGAGCAGAAAGCCAUCGUGCUGUUCGUGCGGAAUUUUUUGUGCUACACCUGUAAGGAGUAUGUAGAAGAUCUGGCAAAAGUCCCCAAGGCAUUUUUACAAGAAUCAAAUGUGAGGCUUAUAAUUAUUGGACAGUCAUCAUAUCAUCACAUCAAGCCCUUUUGCAGUUUAACUGGGUAUCCACAUGAAAUGUAUGUAGAUCCGCAAAGGGAAAUUUAUAAAAUACUUGGGAUGAAAAGAGGUGAAGGUAGUAAAGCAUCAGUUCGGAGCCCUCAUGUGAAAUCAAACAUUCUUCUGGGAAGCAUUAGGAGUAUAUGGAGAGCAAUGACUAGCCCGGCUUUUGAUUUUCAAGGAGACCCUGCUCAGCAGGGAGGAGCUUUGAUUAUAGGCCCAGGCAAUGAAGUUCAUUUUUUGCACCUUGAUAAAAACAGGCUGGAUCAUGUUCCCAUUAAUACAGUCUUGCAGCUGGCAGGAGUUAAACCAGUGAAUUUCUCAAACAAACACCAGAUUAUUGACAUAUGACACUGACUUAAUAUAUACUUUUCUUUCUAUUUGUGCUCUACAAGAAUAGUUCUCCAGUGAAUUACAACAGCAUUGGUUCUGUUGCUUCUUUCUGGGACAUCUGAAACCUUAUGUAGAAAAUCAGACCAUAGAAUAAACUACCUGACACUAGAGAUGGAUACAAAAGUGCUAUUUCCGUUGAGUACAAGAUAAUAAAAACUAAAACACAGCUGAGACUGAUUGCAAAAAAUCCUGGAGCUCAUUAUUGUCUCAUCAAAUGAACUUGCUAAUGUUUUUUAAAACAUCAUUGUUCAAGGGGCACUAAAGUAAGAAAUCAGAUUUUGCUCAGGAAGAAUUUGGGGUUCUUGCCUUCAGCAGAUCAACAAUGGCUUUCAAUGCAAGACUUCUUCAGCACUGUUUUAAAGCUUCCAGCACUAUAUGACAAUUUUGUAUUGAAAUACACCUUGAAAAGUCACAAUUUUGAACACCUGGACUUCGUUUAUAUCUGGCGGUGGCAGAAGUUAUGAAACACAUUUCACAAAUUCAAAUAAAUAUUUUAAAUACA
Messenger RNA from Pyrgilauda ruficollis (rufous-necked snowfinch), 1585 nucleotides. It is a transcript of the gene PRXL2C, whose product is annotated as peroxiredoxin like 2C. Lineage: Eukaryota; Metazoa; Chordata; Aves; Passeriformes; Passeridae. The record is from RefSeq and is a predicted model, not a curated record.